This is a messenger RNA of Terrapene triunguis (Three-toed box turtle), 316 nucleotides long. Its product is annotated as transmembrane channel-like protein 3. The transcript has 3 exons. The record is from RefSeq and is a predicted model, not a curated record. Lineage: Eukaryota; Metazoa; Chordata; Testudines; Emydidae. Gene Ontology annotation, molecular function: mechanosensitive monoatomic ion channel activity. Gene Ontology annotation, cellular component: plasma membrane. The annotation marks the transcript as partial.
AGCUGUCAAUUAUCGACAUGAUUUUCACAGUGGCAAGCAUUCUGCUAAUAGACUUUUUCCGUGGACUAUUUGUCCGAUACUUAAGUGAUUGCUGGUGCUGGGAUCUGGAAAGCAAGUUUCCAGAAUAUGGAGAAUUCAAAAUUGCAGAGAAUGUGCUACAUUUGGUCUACAACCAAGGAAUGAUUUGGAUGGGAGCCUUCUUUUCACCCUGCCUCCCAGCUUUCAAUGUUCUGAAGUUGAUUGGACUUAUGUACCUGAGGAGCUGGGCUGUGUUAACAUGUAACGUACCACAUCAGCAGGUUUUCAGAGCUUCAAG